Molecule: messenger RNA, 1700 nt
Organism: Aaosphaeria arxii CBS 175.79
Lineage: Eukaryota; Fungi; Ascomycota; Dothideomycetes; Pleosporales
Exons: 2
Coding region: 154-1494 (446 amino acids)
Biological process (GO): L-threonine catabolic process; glycine biosynthetic process
Cellular component (GO): cytosol
Molecular function (GO): L-allo-threonine aldolase activity
Source: RefSeq, a predicted model, not a curated record
AUGUAUGCCCAAAAAGAACAAUAUCCAUUGAUCAAAUAUAGUUAGCGUCGGAAUGCGUGUGCCUAGCAUCGGAUUAAAUGCAACCAUGAUCAUCGCCCCACGUUUGUUUGCUCUCCGAUUAGAUUACAUCAACUUGUACAAACAACUGUCUCCAUGCCUCCAUCACACUUCACUUCGUGCAUUCGAAUCGCCACAUAUCAUCCAUUGCGUCUUCCAGCAACUAGACUGCGAUCCUCUCUAUCUGUUCCCAAUCCCAGUGCGAACAGCUCAAGAAGACUUCACAUCACCCCGAAACGCUUCAACAUGUCAGACUUUGCGGCCUACACUGCUAAUGGUGCAAAGACUGCUACGCAGCAAGAACCCAUAAUCAAUGGCAAUGCAUGGGACACUCAGACCAACCCCGCGGCCUUCGAUUUCCGUUCCGAUGUCACCACCAAGCCAACUGCUUCCAUGCUGGCCGCUAUCCAGCAAUGCACUCUUCUUGACGACGUUUUCAUGGAGGACCCAACAACGCAAUCACUAGAGAAAUUCAUUGCGGACCUCACCGGCCACGAAUCUGCAUUGUUGGUGCUAUCGGGCACGAUGGGCAAUCAAGUCGCAUUACGCGCGCACCUCACCACACCACCCCACGCCGUUCUGUGCGAUAGGAGAGGACAUAUUAUAAAUUAUGAAGCUGGAGGCGUGGCAACGUUGAGCCAGGCAAUGGUCCAGCCUCUCGACCCCAAGAACGGCGCAUACUUGACCCUCGAGGAGAUCCAGGAACAUGCCGUGAUCUCUGAUGACGUGCAUGCAUGCCCUACCCGCGUUAUAGAGCUUGAGAAUACACUAAACGGCGCCCUCAUGCCUCUGUCAGAAGUCCAGAGGAUCUCAAGGUGGGCGCGGGAGAAUGGCAUCAUCGUACACUUGGACGGUGCUCGGCUUUGGGAGGCCGUCGCUGCGGGUGCUGGUACACUCAAAGAGUUCUGUCAAGAGGUAGACAGUGUGAGUCUGUGCUUCAGCAAGGGCCUUGGUGCUCCCAUCGGCUCGAUCAUUGUAGGAUCUUCCGAGUUCAUCAAGCGUUCGCGCUGGAUCCGAAAGUCCAUCGGAGGAGGCUUGCGUCAAGCUGGUGUUGUCGCUGCGCCCGCUCGUGUAGCAGUUGAGGAGACCUUCCUUGGUGGUAAACUUGCACAGACACAUAUCAAGGCUAAGAAGCUCGAGAAGGCUUGGGCUGACUUGGGCGGCCGAGCGAAAUACCCGGUAGAUACCAACAUGGUCUGGUUGGAGGCUGAUGGGGUCACCAUCAGCGAUCCCCGAUGGACGGAGCUCGGGCAGAAGUAUGGUCUUAGGAUGAUGGGUGGGCGAUUAGUCGUGCACUAUCAGAUCACCGAUGAAGCCAUUGAGAGGGCUAUUCAGGUCUUCAAGGAGAUUGUCACAGGGGAACAAGGUAGCUUCAGAAGCAAGGACGCCGAGUUCAACAAUGAGGACAUGGCCCUCAAAGGAAAGGGUGUUGAGUAGUCUAAAUGAAUUAUACUACCUGAUAUGAAACUUGUUCAAAAGACAUCUUUUCUGGUGCCACGUUGUCAUAGUUCACUACAAAGCGAUAAGAUUUUGGAUAAUCCACCAGGCAUGUCGCCACAAUGGGGAGGCAGAGCUGGAAGCAGAUGGUUCACCCUGGUGGUGAAGCUACGGGCCACAAAGAAUGGCCUUAUACAUUGUACCAU